AUGACGGAGUGGACCAAGAAGAAGUACAAUGAAGCCUACACCGAAUACAUGCCAUGGAUAGAAGAUAAGGUCCUUGGCUACUGGGGCGAGAACAAGACUAGCUACACCGCCAAAGAGAAGCUCAACACCGACGUCACCGGUGACAAGAACGUCCAAGCCAUCCAAGGCGGCAUCGCCGAAGGUGUCGGCGGCCAAUUCUCAAGCGGUGGUCUGCUAGGUGGGGUCGGAGACAUGACGAGCAAAGAGGGGGUCAACCGCGCCGAGAGGGGGGACCCGGGAUUGGACCCGAAGGAGUUGGAGAAGUUGAAUGCGCAGAAGAAGCAGAAGGGGUGGACGGAGACGCUAUCGAUGGGGUAUAUGGGGGGGAGCAAGUAG
Molecule: messenger RNA, 375 nt
Organism: Letharia columbiana
Lineage: Eukaryota; Fungi; Ascomycota; Lecanoromycetes; Lecanorales; Parmeliaceae
Exons: 2
Coding region: 1-375 (124 amino acids)
Source: RefSeq, a predicted model, not a curated record